AUGGCUACUAGGCUUUUUCUUGUGUUUAUUCUCGCUUUUGUCACUGUUACUAAUGCUAGGAAGCUUGCUGUGACGGAAAAGGGUGAAGUUGGCGAGACGAAGACAUUCUUCUUCCUCUUUCCUGGUCAUGGCAGUUUGAACGGUGGUGGUGGAGGAGGGUUUGGUGGUGGUGUUGGAGGUGGACAGAAUGGGGGCUCUGGCUUCGGGGGUGGAGUUGGAGGUGGGUAUGGCUAUCGAAUUGGAGGCUUAGGUGGAGGCGGUGGACUGGGUGGGGGGUCAGGCUUUGGUGGUGGUUUUGGUUAUGGAAGUGGUGGAGGGUUUGGUAAUGGCGGAGGUGGAGGUGGAGGUGGAGGUGGAGGUGGUGGAGCAGGUGCUGGAUAUGGUGGAGGAUUUGGAGGAGGGUUUGGAGGCGGAAAGCCUUGA
Molecule: messenger RNA, 423 nt
Organism: Jatropha curcas
Lineage: Eukaryota; Viridiplantae; Streptophyta; Magnoliopsida; Malpighiales; Euphorbiaceae
Source: RefSeq, a predicted model, not a curated record